Messenger RNA from Triticum turgidum subsp. durum (durum wheat), 861 nucleotides. The record is from the annotation of a GenBank genome assembly. Lineage: Eukaryota; Viridiplantae; Streptophyta; Magnoliopsida; Poales; Poaceae.
AUGCCCGAUUUCAUCCCCUCCACCGCAUCGCCAUUCUCCCUCGCCGUUCCCCACCGCUGGCUCUGGCAGGCCGUCGACUGCCGCCACGGCCGCGCCCUCUUCCUGUCCAACCCCAAGUGCCCGUACACCAAGGAACUCCUCAUGUGGGAGCCAAUCACAGGUGCCCAGCAGCGCAUACCGGUGCCCGCAGCAUUCCAGAGUGGCCGCACAACCGCCGCCGUGUUCUGCACAGCGGAUGGCUGCGACCACUGCCACUGCCACGGAGGUCCCUUUUGCGUGGUCUUCGUCUUCUCCGUCGACGACGAAGAAAUACGCGAAGGCGCCGUCGAGCAGGAGUAUGUCACGUCGGCGUGCGUAUACUCGUCGGACACUGGCGCCUGGGGCGAGCCGACCUUGAUGCAUGGCGAGUGUUACAUGUCCUUCACAUAUUAUUCGAGUGUGCUUGUUGGGAAGUCUCUGCUCUACUUCUUGUCCGAUGGUGGGUUGGUCCUGGAGUAUGACUUGGCAAGGCACAGGCUGAUUUGGUUCGACGUACCAUACUCCUGCAGCAUUAAGGAUAUAUUUGAUUGCAACCUCAUGCUGGCGGAGAACGGUGGACUGGGACUCGUCGAAGAAUUGAAUCCGCAUCUGCAGUUGUGGUCAAGAGAGGCCGAUGCCCGAUGGGUACCGGGCCGGAUCAUCUACUUGGGAAGUUUGUCCCUAAACGGCGCUCCGGUGGAAGAAGUCCAUGUGGUGGGCUUUGCCGAGGGAGCAAACAUCAUUGUUGUAACCACAUCUGCUCAAUCCAAGUACAAUCAGGGCAUGCAAACAAGGUGUGUGAUGAGGCCAAAGUGUGUGAUUAUUUUGGCUAUGGUAAUAUGA